AUGAAAACAAACAUGGCGGUCAAAUUGGAUGAUGUUUCUUCUCCUCAACUCGCGCUUAAAUUUUCAAGUUCUUCCUUCGAUCCUGAUAAAUAUGUCAGGGAUCUGUCUGCGAAGUGUGACACUGAUGCUGAACUUCAGGAUCAUCGAAAGCGUAUUCAGACUUUAAGCGAAGAAACUGCGGUUAGCUUGAAGAAAAAUGUUUAUAAGAACUACAUGCAGUUCAUCGAAACAUCAAAGGAAAUAUCAUAUCUAGAAGCAGAAAUGUAUCAGUUGGGACAUUUUUUGGCGGAGCAAAAAGCGAUACUCAGCAGUCAGGAAGACAUGUCUUUAUUUGGAACACAAGAUCCUAAUUCUUCAAUGAAACCCUCAAAGAAAGAUGAAAAAGGCAGCAGCUCAAUAGAAUCAGUAGAGGGUCUGGCUAGUGUCCUAGAUAUCACUGAUGUGAACUGUGUUUUUGAGGGAGACCUGGUUGAGGUGGAUCCAGAAACAUUUCUUCCAAAAUCUAAAAUUCAUGCCUUCCUGUUACAUGACAUUAUGGUGGUCGCAAACAUCAUUCAAAACAGGCGUGGUCCAGUUCGUUUUAAGUUCCAAAGCCUGUUUGAACUAGAAAAUGUUGCAGUGGUGAAUAUGACAAGUGCUGAUGGUUUGAAGGAUGCUUUCAAGGUUUUUCUGUUCCCAGAAACUCAUGUGUAUCAAGCUGAAAAUAAAACAACCAAGAAAGAGUGGUUGGAUAGGAUUGAAGAAUGUAAAAAGAACUUUAAACUGAAGCUGGAACAAGAGGUUAAUGAAGGUGGCAGUGAAGUUGCAUCCAAUACAGAGAUUACCAGCAGUUCAGAGAAUUCCAAUCCUUUUGUUGAAGAUAGUGGAAAAAAUCCAUUCGUAGAGGAUGACAACAGCAAUCCUUUCUCAAAUAAUUAUGAUGAUGACAAGAAUCCAUUUAAUGAAAGCAAAUCCACCAAUCCUUUUGAUGAAGAGGAGGAUGAAGGGCCUGUUUCUUCUUCCUCACCUAAUUCUGGAAACUCCAAUGUUGUCAAGGCUGGAAAAGGUUGGCUUAGAGAUAUGCCAGAAGAUUUAGACAUGUUCAUAGCUCAAAGGGAUUUUGAGAGGGCCAUGGAGUUAAUAGAUAGAACGAAAAAAUAUUUGAAAGAAAACAGCAGCUCUCAAGCAGCAAAAGAAAUCAAAGUUCGCCUUGAUCGUCGAGUAAAGCAGUUGGUAGAUGCUCUUAUUGAUGAGUUGGACUCUAGUCGGAGCUUUCUACUUCAUGUAGGACCACGAGCAACCAGAAGAACUGUGUCACUGUUGGUUAGACUGGGGAGAGCUUCUGAGGCAUGUCAGCUUUUCUUGAGGAACAGAAGUGAAGCCAUCAAACAUGCUAUAAGGCAACUCAAGAUUGAAGGGGCUACAUCUCUAUACAUCUCUAAGUUGUCCACCGCGUUCUUUAGUAGCAUCAUAGAGACUGGUAAAGAGUUUGAACAAGUUUUCUCUGCUAACAGAGGGUUUAGUUCAGCCUUUGUCGUGUGGGCCAAAAGUGAACUGAAGCACUUUGUGUCACGCUUUUCUAAUCAAGUAUUCAGAAGGGAGAUGGGUUUAGCAGCUACUGGUGUUUGUGUUAGCAUGGCAAGGCAUCAGUGUGAAAAGCUGCAGGAGAUCGGCCUAGACUUAACAUUUUCCAUGCAAGAGAUGCUUCUUAGAGACAUUGUUGAAGCACUCCUUGACACAAGAGAUCAGAUGGUGAAGUUUUCAAGGCACAGGGCCAUGGAAACAAAUUGGAAACCAAUGGAGUUUGAAGGACAUGCAGAUCAGCUUGGAAAAUUAUGUGAAGAAAUGGAAAGCCUGGGUAUUGAGAGUUUUCAACAACUUGUUGAUGGCAAUAAAGUGAACCUGAGCAGUGCCACUGUGGCUUUUAUUAAAGGAGUGUUGGGCUUCGUAGGAGACGGAUUAACAGUCAAUACACCACAGCUUCAGCCAUGGUUUGUCGAUUGCAUUGGGGAUUUGUUUGAAAACCAAGUGGUUCUGUUCGAGGCCAUUCUUAAGUCUGGUCGGUAUGCAAGCCAACGUGAGUUCAUCCUUAUGAAUGCUUCAUUUGUCUUUGAAAUUACCCUUCCUCUGAUUAAAAAGCGAUUGAAGGUUGGGACCAAUCCUGGUCGUUUCAUGGAAAUAAAGAGCGAGUUAAAGAGACUUCAGUCCAUUACUCCUUCAAGUGAUGCGACGGAAGGAAAAACUGGCAAAUGAAAAUGUGAUAACAUCUCACCACUAAUGAUAAAUUGUUUUCAAGAAGACACUUCAUUAUAGUCUGUUCAAAACAGAACUGAAAACAAAAUAACAGAAGUAACCAAAUGAGAACUUCAAUUUUCUUGUAUCUUACAGAAACAAAUCUUUAUUUCUAGUGAAUUCAGUCUGAUAAUGAUGUACAAUUAUUGUUUCGAUACCGAGAAAAGUUCAGUUAUCGUUGGAUGAGAAGUAACAGCUGUCCUACGCUCCAUGCGCAUGGGCGAGGCUGCAGUCGAGCCUUUCGUCCGCCUAUGAUCGUUUUUGAGUGGUGGGGGAAUCUUUUAUCUGUUUCCCUUGGAGGGAAAAUUCUUGUGACGUUUUCAAUUUAAUUUAGUGCAGAGAGAGCAGUAAAAUUACCCUGACUGGUCUUAAUAACGCGCUCAUUGGAAUGAAAGAGUUAAAUUGUGAUAUUAUCCUUGUCACCCUUGCAAAAAGGGCUCUACAUUCUUUGUUUCUUUUUUAUCUGCGAAAGAGGAAAAUUCACCACAUUCGUUUUGCAUAGUAAUGCAAUGACGGUUACGCUGCCAAUAUUCGAGUUUUGUGCAAAAAAACACUUUGAGUCCUCAAGUCGUGGCUAUAAGGGUUAAAUAGACUCAGAGAAUGAAUUUGGAAACCAAAUUACCUUUCCUUAUUAGUAGAUUUUUAACCACGAAAACCAAUUUGGUUUUUUUUUUUUUUAUAAAAUCUUCAACUGUAGUGGAGUCGACCCACUCUUUAAUUAGUACUGAACAUUACAGCGAAAAAAUAAAUGAAUUACACGAGAGAGAGAAGCUUUAUGGUUGUUUCGGCGUUAAUUAACAUUAAAUGAAGACUUCGUUAGGCUGGAUCACGAAAAUACUUGUGUGUUUCACCGGAAGCCCCGAAAAAAAACUGCAGGUAAUUGUUUCUUUGUGAGUCUAAGCAAUCACGCGCCUUUGUAUCCGUAAACAAUAACGCUAGCAUUAGCACGUUACACAAACAAUGCCAAACAAAUGUACGGGCGGAUGUGAUAUUAACUCCAUUCUUAUACAAACAGAACACUGGAACAGACUUGUAUUACUUCGAAUACUUAGUUCAGUAUUUCUUGUCACGUUUAUCACGAAAUGUAACAUGAACCUCGCUUUUUUACAGCUCUGA
Pocillopora damicornis (cauliflower coral) is the source of this 3387-nucleotide messenger RNA. RefSeq names its product exocyst complex component 8. NCBI's taxonomy places the organism in Eukaryota, Metazoa, Cnidaria, Anthozoa, Scleractinia, Pocilloporidae. The record is from RefSeq and is a predicted model, not a curated record. Gene Ontology annotation, biological process: exocytosis; intracellular protein localization; Golgi to plasma membrane transport. Gene Ontology annotation, cellular component: exocyst.